Leptosomus discolor (cuckoo roller) is the source of this 539-nucleotide messenger RNA. Lineage: Eukaryota; Metazoa; Chordata; Aves; Leptosomiformes; Leptosomidae. The record is from RefSeq and is a predicted model, not a curated record.
AUGCGCACUUUGACCAAUGAGCUGCUGUGGAUCUCUGUGUGUCUUCAGGAUAGUGACAGCCCAUACUAUGGCUUGCUUCACAAUGAGGAUGACCCCCCAGAGUCUUCAGCAGCUGAGCAGCCUUCCACAUCUACAGAGACUACGCAGACUCCCCAGACAGCAGCCCUAUCUGAUGCAGAUACUUCCCCUCCACCAUACUGUAGCAUAGCUGUAGAAGCAGCUGCAACCUCAGAAACACACAAUGAAUUUUAUCCUGUACCACCUCCAUACAGUGUAGCUACCUCUCUUCCUACUUACGAUGAAGCAGAGAAGGCCAAAGCUGCAGCAAUGGCAGCUGCUGCAGCAGAAGUUGCCCAACGCCACGCCCAGUUUAGGGAGUCUAGGAGUCUGUUUGAUGAAAUAUUCCUCAGUCGUCCAGAGGAAGAAGAGUAUCCACCACGGGAUGAUUUCAGUGAUGCAGAUCAGCUUAGAGUGGGCAAUGAUGGCAUCUUCAUGUUGGCAUUUUUCAGUAAGUUAUCUUGUAUUGCAGACCUACUGAG